AUGCCAGCAUUCGCUCGCUCGUCCAAGCCGACAGCUACGAUCACCGCAACACCGCCACCGCCAUCCACAGCCGCUGCUUCGUCAUCAAAGGCGUUACCAACCGACCUUCCGAGCUCAGCAUCAAACCUCACUCAGCAAUCCCUAUCCGUUCUUUACCAGUUCCUAUCAUACGCCGAUCCAGAAUCAGCGUCGCUUCUCCCCCUCUCUCCACCCUCCAACAAUGCGAUCUCUUCAUCAUCUAUACCAACCCAAACACCAGCGCAACCAGAGAUUCCAAUACCAGAAUGGACCGUCCUCUACACUACCACUACCCCUUCCACCACUCCAGGCGGCUUCUCCUCCUCCACCACAGUCCGUUCCCAUCCCGAUCCCUACCGCUAUCUCUUCAGCGUCCAAUCCACAUUACCCGGAGUGACAGCGAGACAGUUCUGGUCCCUCAUGGCCAGUGCCGAGAAUCGCAAGCUCUGGGAUAACACAGUUGAGGAAGCAACUGUUAAGCGCUGGCUCAGCAGCGAAUCUCGGGCAGAGGGAGAUGGCAGUGCGGAGAUGGCGCGAGCAGUAGCUGCAAGAGUGGAACUACUGAGGUUUGGCAGCAUUUUCAUGGUCGCCAAAGCAAGAGAUAUGGUGUUGCUCUCAGUUGAUGCGAGGUUACCUUCUAAUGGCCCCCUGAGGUUGGUUUCGACUUCGCAAAGUAUUGUACAUCCCAGUUUGCCGCCACGGAAGGGCUAUACUCGCUUUGAGCUCAGGACGGGCGGGUUCAUGGUCGAAGAUCUUGGUGAUGACCGCGUUCCCGAUAUCGCUGCUUCGGAACUAGGAAAAAGUCCAUCGUCAGCUACGUCUACAAACGGAUCACACAUUCGCAAGGGCUUGCUAGCUCUUGGUCGCCGCGGUCGUUCGAACUCUUCCAGCUCUUCUACCGGCAACAGGCAUUUGCGACAAGCUUCUGACUCAGUCGAUUCACCUCAGCAGCGCAGCAUGCCGAUAAGGGAUCCAAGAGGACCAGCAGUACGCAUCACACAAGUGUCGGAUCUGGGAGAGAUGGCAGCUUGGGUUCCAGCUUCAGUGAUCAAGAUGGUCGCGUCGACGUUGGUGCCCAGAAGUAUUGCCUCCGUCGCAAAGGUAGCCAAGAUGAUGCCGGUUGCGCAAGUCUUGUAUUCGGAUUACGAUCAGCGGGGAGCAGGGAGAGGAGAUGAGGAGGUGGUAGCGGAAAGGUUGGGUGAGAAUGGUGGGACAUGGUAUAGGCAUAGAAUGUUGCCAGAGAUGGUUGGAAGAGGAGUGUUGAAGAAGCCCAAGUCGAGGCCCACUACUGCAAGUAAGCAGGUGGUUGCACCUGCAUCCGCAGAGGUGCCAGCGACGACGACGCCUGAGCCGCUUGCAGCAAGGUUGAGUGAUGUUCCUGAAGUAGCGCCUACUACUGAGGCCAAGGAUGAGAGAGAUUCAGAGAUCAAACCCAAGCCACCGCCGCUCAAGGACAGCACCAACAUCCACCACCAGGACAUCAUUGCGCCAACUCAAUAUACCACAGCAGAACCCAUCACCGCCGCUUCUGCUGCUGCCCCUUCAACCCCCUCCUCCUCCUCCGCACCCAAAUCACUACUCCCACCACGAACCUCAUCCCUUCCACCCUCAUCUCCUUCACUCGACCGUCAUACACCUUCAUUCUCAGGCUCGCCCAACAAGCCACUUUCCCCAUCCAGCCCCCUCUCCUCUCGCCCAGCAAUGCUGUUGGACUUGGGCUCGCUCGAUCCACCGCAACUCUUUCCCUCUCACACCGGCGCCACCCGCACCUCUUCCUCGCCUGGGUUGUUCGCAUCAACAGACUCCGAUUUGGGCGGUUCCGUAUCUUCCCUCACCCCUUCUUUUCCUGCUGCUAGUCGAAUGUGCGGAGGGAAAAAGUUCAAUAUUCCACCAACACCCUCUGAGGGUACCGAAACAGUACCAGGUUCUGUAGCUGCUUCUGACUUCGAAGCUGCCGCCAGCGACUACUUGACCUAUGGAGUGCUGGAGAAGCAGUUCAAGCGUGCGACGCUCAAUUUAGCACAACAGGAUGGUGAUAGGGAGAGUCAGGAGAUUCUAGACGAUGCAGGUGAAGAGACGGGGGAUGUUACUAUACGUCAACCAUUCCCCGGCUCAGCAUCUCCAGCGUCGCCGCUAGCAAUGGGGUUGAUGAUGAGUCCAGCAGAAAAGCGAUCCAGAUUGUUAUCUAAUGAAUACUUCCCCGCACAUAUCGACGCUGGUGGAAACAGGAGCGCUGACAACGAGGCAAAGGCUGCCCGCGAGAUGGAUCAAAAAAUGCGUCGCCUUUCAUCAGCGCUAUACGCAGAGAUGGAACGUCGACAACUCUCCGGUUCUGGUUUCUCACCACGCACCAACCAAACUCGACCUCUAUCCCCACUCUCUCCGCACCCUCCGCACUCCACGCUCCCGCCUCUGCCUAACAUCAAUCUUGAGGAGCAGCGAACGGCACCACUCGCCACAGCCCAAUCGUCCGACCUGGUUGCCCUACUCGCAGAUGCCUUGUCCGAAUCCCUCCCGUACAUCCCCACCACCGCUUCCCCACAGGACCAGGAGAGAGAGAUACGAGAACAAGUGCGUCGAGUAUCAGCUAUGCUCCUAGCUGGAUCUGAUGCAUUGGCGCUCAGUUUGGCUCCCGGAGCGAGGGAUAGUCUGGGGUUGCAACUGGAUGGGUUGAGUACACCUACUGAGGAAGAGGGGAGUGUGAGGAGUUCGGUUAGUUCUGCAGAGGCUAAGAAAGCCGGGAAUGGGAAGGCGAAGGCGAGAUAUGGUGAAGGAUUGGGAGCAGCGGGAGGAUAUGGAAGGAGCAGGAAGGUAUCGGUCAAUUCAAUGGGGAGGAAUAUCAGUGUUGGUGCAGCAGCAAAAGCUGAUGUUGUUGCAAGUACGGAAAGUGUGAUCAGUGUUAGACGUCCUCAUGCCAGGUCUACGACGAGCACUACGCCAAGUUCUAGUGCUGCAGGAAGCAGUCAUUUCACCCAUCCGAGCACUGCGAACACUUCUCUGCUUAACUCGGUCCCCGAUCUUCCAACCGCGGUGGAGGCAGCGCAAGGUACGGAGACGAAAGCAGUGGAAAGCCUACGAGAACUAGAAAAGGGUUCUCGUCGAUCAGUUCGUGCUGUGAAACGAAACCUGGUCACUAGUGCCCCCACCACCACUUGCUCACCGACGCAGAAUGGUGGAGAGGGAAGGUAUGGUGCGAGACUGCUCUCCGGUUUAGCAUAUUAUAGCGGUUAUAGCUGGUACUAUGCCUCCACUUCACCCACUUGCUCUAGUCGCCCAUCCUGCACUGCAUCUUGUGCUCAACAACGGGACAGCCUUGCAACAACCAACGGAGGAGGUUUAGUGCGUCCCAUCUCAACCAGAUGCACGGCACAUAAGAAGCCUCGCAUACCCUCAAAUCACUCAAUAGGCAGGCGUAAGACCAGAGCAAACUACAGGCUGGAGAACAACUGCAAAUUACACCCCUUCCCAGGAUCACUUGGUAAACGAGCUGGGCUGGCGGGGGCUUUCCCGGUUCACACCAGUCCAAAUGGCGGCAACGAGGAUCUGCCUCCACCGAUCACAGGGUUCGGUGUGGGCAGGAUGAGGAGAUACGCAGCCACCGAUGCCGAAAGUGGAGGGAAGAGAGUGAGUAGCGCUGGUGGUAGUGGUGUAAGUGCCGCGGCGGGAAUGACCAGAGAGGGAGAAGGGAUAGUGGCAGAGGAGAGAGAAGAGGAAGGAGAGGAUGAGAGUUGGGAAGAUGAUUUGCCUUCAUCUCUACCAACAUCUUCGGGGCAGAUUUUGACUCGUCAGCAUCAUAUGGGUGGUGGCGUACGGGCUGUCUGA
Messenger RNA from Ustilago hordei, 3840 nucleotides. RefSeq lists its product as uncharacterized. Gene Ontology annotation, molecular function: lipid binding. Lineage: Eukaryota; Fungi; Basidiomycota; Ustilaginomycetes; Ustilaginales; Ustilaginaceae. The record is from RefSeq and is a predicted model, not a curated record. The coding region runs from base 1 to 3840 and encodes 1279 amino acids. The transcript has a single exon.